AUGGAAGAUACAGAAGAUGCUGAACGAUUAGAAUUGGGUGAUUUCAAAGAUAAGACUUGUUUAACCAUUUCCGAAGUGGCCCAUAUACUUCAAAGAAAGAAGGAGGAAUUGGAAAAGGAACAAUCCGAUUUUAUUAAUGAUAUUUUCGAUAAAAGUUUAUCGUAUGCUAAGCGAUUUGGAGGUGGUUUGAGUUAUGAGAGUUCUCUCGAUAUCAAAACCACACUCGCAAGACAAACUCUGGCAUUGAAAGACUCACAAGACAGGAAAAAGCUUGUAUCAUUCCAAAUUGCACAGCUCGCAAAUCUAAUGCCAGGUGAUGCAGAAGAGGCGAUCACACUCAUCCCAAGUCUAAGAGUUUUUGAUGAAUCAGAAAUUGAAAAGAUACUCAAAGACAUGGAAACUAGGAAAGGUUAUUAA
This is a messenger RNA of Naegleria fowleri, 417 nucleotides long. RefSeq lists its product as uncharacterized. Gene Ontology annotation, cellular component: RNA polymerase II, core complex; P-body. The record is from RefSeq and is a predicted model, not a curated record. Bases 1 to 417 code for a protein of 138 amino acids. Gene Ontology annotation, biological process: mRNA export from nucleus in response to heat stress; positive regulation of translational initiation; nuclear-transcribed mRNA catabolic process, deadenylation-dependent decay. NCBI's taxonomy places the organism in Eukaryota, Heterolobosea, Eutetramitea, Acrasida, Naegleriidae. The transcript has a single exon. Gene Ontology annotation, molecular function: translation initiation factor binding; nucleotide binding.